Messenger RNA from Hyalella azteca, 2205 nucleotides. RefSeq names its product probable RNA polymerase II nuclear localization protein SLC7A6OS (gene fs(2)ltoPP43). NCBI's taxonomy places the organism in Eukaryota, Metazoa, Arthropoda, Malacostraca, Amphipoda, Hyalellidae. The coding region runs from base 171 to 1190 and encodes 339 amino acids. The record is from RefSeq and is a predicted model, not a curated record. The transcript is spliced from 7 exons.
GUGCAACCGUCCUCAAAUUCUGGCGUUGCUGAUGUUCGUUCUCGCAUUUGUUAUUUUGUUUCGUGUUCGUCGGAGACCCGGACUCCGGAGCAAGUAGGCCCUAUCAAUAAUAGUAUCAUUGACUUUUUGGUUCAUUGUGUUUGUAGGCAUUGUAUCUAAUACUGCAUGCAAUGGAUUACAAGAUUAUCUGCGUUAAAAGGCCCUUGGAAUCAGAGCCUUUAGAUGAAAUUAAUGUGAAUUGUAAGAGAAGUAAAUUGGAAACUCCAUUUACUCUGCCUUUGGUAACAACAUUGAAAUCUAAAGAAGAAAAUCUUGCUCCUGUCAUCAAAAACAUCAUUUUGAAAUGUAAACAAGAAAAGCUACAACGUCUACAAGAACAGAAGGGGCUAAGCUACUCUGACCUUUUCAAGUACAAAACCAAUAAAUUAAAGCCAAGAAAAACAACUGUCAAUUCAGCUGCUUCUUCUAAACGCUAUCAAAUUGUCAACAAGCGUCGGGGCCUUGAUGAAUUAGAUAUGGAAUCACGGCAAUUCUUAGCUACCACAGACAGAUUUAAACUGGGCUUGGGAGGAAGUUCUGACUGCAGGAACGAUCAAAAAUCAUUACCUUCAACUCCUGAUGAAACAAAAAAUUGUGCAAGCAGUGAUGAUGGCCUCAACAUCGAAGUGCUGGAUGUGGAUAUUAUACCACCUGAAGAGGAUAUGAUAUGCAUGAAUGGGGUACCUCUAGAAAACUCCUUUGUGUACGACAUAUUUCUCACUCAAGUGCCACAAGGAUUUGCUGCUGAAGACUUUGACAUCUAUCAAGCUGCAAAUGCUCCCGUGUACAUGCCGGACAAUGAUGAGGAUGAUGAAGAUGGUAACGAAUCUGAGGACUCGAAUGCUGAGAACUUCUAUGGCAAUGACUACCCUGAUGAAGAGAGCUCUGAUGAUGCUGAGUCUGAUGAUGAAGUGAUGAACUCCCGCAGCCGGUGCUGGGAUGCCGAUCUGUCUUCAAUGAUGGAGGAAAGCUUAAACCUCGCCAGCGGCAGCGGCAAGAGGAAGAAGCAGACCUACAUGGACGUGUCUGUGCCUGACGACAUCAGAGGCAUGCUGGACUGGAGGAAACUCGACCGCGCCGCCAGGGGCGACGACGACGACGACAGCAACGAGAGCAGCAUUUAUGACGAGGACGUUUAUGGCUUCAAAUGAGCUCCGUGCAGCUAAUUUCUACCAACGUAGAGAUUAGUUCAGCUCUGUGCAGCUAAUCUCUACCAACGUAGAGAUUAGUUCAGCUGUGCAGCUAAUUUCUACCAACGUAGAGAUUAGUUCAGCUCUUUGCAACUAAUCUCUACCAACUUAGAGAUUAGUUGAGCUCUGCGCAACUAAAACCAACGUAGAGAUUAGUUGAGCUCUGCGCAGCUAAUCUCUACCAACGUCGAGAUUAGUUAAGCUCUGCGCAACUAAUCUCUACUAACGUCGAAUAUGUUCAUUCUCUUACCACGCUAAUCAACAUUUGCUACCAACACUUGAUGGCAGCUCUUCUAUUGAAGUGAUAGAAGAAUUUGAGCGCAAGAAGGAACAGCGAAACUAUGGCCUACCAGUCAUAAAGCUUAUUAUUUUGUAAUUAUAACGAAUGUUCUAUUUUACAACGAAUAGUUAAGUGCGGACAUGAAAAAAUUUGUAAUAUGUUGACGAGACAGUAGUAAGUUUAUAUGAUUACCUGGACGUGCAUUAUUUGACUAUGUUUCAAUGGGCAUGCCAAUUUAAGUUUUUAGGAACAGCAAAAAAGAUGAGUUUAUUCUAUGAUAGGUUAUGCAGGGAUAAGUGUAAAAGUCCUAACAAUCUGUACCUUUUCAUUCGUUUGAUUUAGAUAUUUUACGGUAAACAACAAGUUACUGUAAUCCUCCACUAGACCUAAUAAAUUUAGCAAGAAAUGUGGACAAUCGUGGGAGAUAACCGGCCUGCAGGAAGUCUCAGACUCUCACACCACUAAGAUGUUUUAAUCGAGAAUCGAUUUAUUCUAAAUGUUCAAUGUGAAAGAGAAUAUAAAACAUUGAUCUUUCUUCCUAUAAGCUAUUAUUAUCUUCAUACCUUUCUCUGUUUCCUAUUUUGUUCGGCAGUGCAAGAAGCUUUCGAAUAAUAAGGAAUUUUGUUUUGUAAUUUAAGAAAUUUACUUCACCAAAUCGUUACUUUUCGUGAAUAUUCAUUAAAUUAUAGUGCCAUC